AUGACGUUUCUUGUGAAACUCUCUAUAUCUAUUCUAGUCCUUUGCCUAUGGCAAAUUGCUGACGGUGCAAGUACACUAGGCACAUCCUCGGGUAAUGGCACAAGCCCAUAUGACACGGUAGAUGCAAGUACAGUUGGAACGACCACCGUAUCGUUGAGUGAUGGAACGGACGUGGGAACGCGGGGCACACGUAAUUUUUACGACGGUCAUGCGACGGCUAGUCCCGCGAAGAACACGGUGUUCGAUGAUAUGCGAAGAAAUUUUAAAUCCAAGGUCAAAGUACAGAAGCCAAACCACGUGAAGAAGUCAUCGCAGGAUAUAACUGCAGGGAAUAAUUGUAGAAGAGGUUUGAAGACAUUGAUACGUUGUAAAAUGGGAAGGAAAGCAUGGACAAUACUUAUAGUAAUCUCCACAGUCCUGUAUGCAUUCUUUAUGACCAUUAUCCAACCUUUCAGUAAUGAACCCCAAACUGGAAUAAUAUUACUGUUGUCGACGCUCGGGAGCAUACAUGGAACAGCCCUACUCAUUGCAAGUAUGUAUUUGUGUGUGCUAGUAUGCUUCUUGCGCUCCAAAACAGCGAAAUGUUUAUUUGAUAAAUUUUGGAAGAAGAAGGAGAAGGAGGAAGCUCCCACAGAAACGAAAAACAACGAAGGAGAACUAAAUAAUAAACCGGAGAUACCCGGGAAGCAGCACGCACCUAAAAAGGCAGGAGAAUCUCAGAAACCGCAGGUACCUGAGAAAAAGGAAUCAUCUGGGAAAUUAGAUGCACCUAGGAAACCGGAUGCAUCUAAUAAAACCGAGGUACCUCAGAAACAGGAAACACCUAAGAAACCAGAAGUACCUAACAAGCAGGAAGCAUCUGGGAUAUUAGAGGUACCUAAUAAACCUGAGACACCCGGGAAAUCAGAUGUACCUCAGAAACAGGAAACACCUAAUAAACCAGAAGUAUCUAACAAAACGGAGGUACCUGGAACCACAGAAGUGCCAAAUAAACCGGAAGUACGCGCAAAAGCACAAGUACCUCAGAAACCAGAAGUACUCGUGAAACCGGAAUCAUGUGGAAAAUCAGAAGUACCUAAGAAAGCAGACGUACUUACGAAACGGAAAGCACCUGUGAAACUAAAACUACCGUGGUCACUGAAAUUAGCGGGGAAACCAUAA
Messenger RNA from Plasmodium fragile, 1161 nucleotides. RefSeq lists its product as uncharacterized. The transcript has 2 exons. Lineage: Eukaryota; Apicomplexa; Aconoidasida; Haemosporida; Plasmodiidae. The record is from RefSeq and is a predicted model, not a curated record. The coding region runs from base 1 to 1161 and encodes 386 amino acids.